AUGAUUUCCUAUAAAAAUGGAGCCAUACUCGUGAACAGCAUCAGUUUGAUACUAACCACUAUCAGUUUGAGUUAAAGCGCAAUGAAAUUCCAUAUUCUGUUUGUUUUGAUAAUCAGCGCACUGGUGGGCACCCUAAUGGCUGCCUCCUCGAGUGGAACACCGCCAAGUGGUCCGCCACCAAAUGGCCCACGACCAAGCGGAACACCACCAAAGGGCCCACGACCAAGUGGACCACCGCCAAAUGGUCGCGGCCCACCAUCCAACAGCACCAGCUCCAGCAGCUCUGGCUAAUUCCAACAUUUCAGUAUUUUCGGCAAAGCUUUGGACAACGGACAAAUCGCUAACUAGCUUAAUUUAUCGCACAAAUGCACCAGAUUUUAUAGAAAAUUUUAAAUUAAAAUGCUGUACAAAUUA
This is a messenger RNA of Rhagoletis zephyria (snowberry fruit fly), 414 nucleotides long. RefSeq names its product basic salivary proline-rich protein 2-like. NCBI's taxonomy places the organism in Eukaryota, Metazoa, Arthropoda, Insecta, Diptera, Tephritidae. The record is from RefSeq and is a predicted model, not a curated record.